This is a messenger RNA of Rhopalosiphum padi (bird cherry-oat aphid), 2316 nucleotides long. It is a transcript of the gene Arl6, whose product is annotated as ADP-ribosylation factor-like protein 6. Lineage: Eukaryota; Metazoa; Arthropoda; Insecta; Hemiptera; Aphididae. The record is from RefSeq and is a predicted model, not a curated record. The transcript is spliced from 2 exons. The coding region runs from base 236 to 847 and encodes 203 amino acids. Gene Ontology annotation, biological process: vesicle-mediated transport; intracellular protein transport; cilium assembly. Gene Ontology annotation, cellular component: cytoplasm; axoneme. Gene Ontology annotation, molecular function: GTP binding; GTPase activity.
CGUGGGAAAUGGGUAGGUAGCUAGGUAGUUAGUUAGCCGACGAGUGAGCGCGCGUGCGAGAGCGGCUUUAUCAAUGUCGACGAGUCGUGCAGGUCGUUGUCGCGGUCUAUUCAGCACGUCAAGUUACGUCGACGAAGGCGACUAAUUAGAAACGAAGUGUUUUCGCGAAAGAUUAUCCAUCGCUUCCGUCGCCCUUUUACAGUGUACUCGAAAUUUCUAGUCACCACUGAGGAUCAUGAACAUCUGGCGAAAGCUGACUAGGAUGUUCGGAUUUGUUGGGCGAACGCCACGCCGGCGGAAGGCACGAGUACUAUUCGUCGGGCUAAACAACGCUGGCAAGAGCACGCUGCUGAACCGACUGAAACCGGAUCGCGAACAACUGUCCAGGAAACUGAUCGCGCCUACCGUCGGCUUCACCACCGAUAUGUUCGUAUUCAACAACGUCAAAUUCACCGCCAGUGAUAUGUCCGGCCGUGACGGGUACCGGAGCAUGUGGGAGUCGAUGUACGCGCAAUGCGACGCCAUCGUGUUCGUGGUGGACAGCACGGACCAGAUGCGCUUUGCCGUGGUCAAGGAUGAGCUGGACAUGAUGCUUCGCCACCAGGACGUGGCCGGCCGGCCGGACCUACCCAUACUGUUCGUGGCCAACAAAACGGCCGCGCCGGACGCGUGCGGUGCGUCUGCCUUGGCCGGCGCUCUCAGGCUGCACGAGCACAUGGAAAAGGACCGUCCGUGGCGGCUGGCCAGCACGGACGCGGUGGCCGCACCCGGCCAACCGGCUGAUGAUGGGCUAAGCGACGCCAUGGAAUGGCUGGCGGAAUUGGUCAAGCUCAAUCGACGGCGAUAACGUGUCCUGUUCGCCGCCAAAUCUGUUUGUUGUUUUCACAACAAUCGAAAAAAAUUAAGUGGUCAAUUUUUUUGCCGUUAUUAUUUUUUCAUGAUAUGUUUAUUUUAUUGUUAUUAUUAUUGUUAUUAAUAAUUUAUUAACAUCCGCCGUACACAGAUUCGAAAAUGAUGUUCGUCCGAUUUUCACUAAAAUGUGUUAUAGUUAUUACAUAUUUACAUCACACACAAAACACGUGAAGACUUUGCUCUUUUUAUUUAAACAAAAGUGCUAAUACAUUUUAUAACCUGAAAUCUGAAUUUUUAACCUGGACCAAUGUGAUUAAAUAACCCUGUAUUAAUUCUAAAUAAUAAACUACGAAAUAAAAAAAUAGAUUAUUAAUUAUCGCGUAAGACACUCAUUACCUAUAUCAGAUUAUUGUUUUAUUAACGUUGUAGAAAAUAUUUUUUUCAUAUCAAAUUAAUUCGUUAAAAAGCAACAUUUUUGGAAAAAAAUUGUUUAAGAAAAAAACAAAAAAAUUAUUUACUUAUUUUGAAUGACAAGAUACAUUUUUAAUUUCAUAUUUCAAAGCUGAAUAUUAUUCGGAGUAUUCAAAAUAAAAUGUCGGACAAUUUGUUAAUAUAAUAGUUAUAAGUUUAUAACUUAUAAGUAGCAAUUGUAGUAUAGGUUAAAUAUACUAUAGUAGAUUAAUAUAAUAUUUAAUCUAUGUCAAAAGUUAUCGCAGUCAGAAAUUUAUGACUUACGCCGACGCCCGACACUCACACGUAGUACUUGAUAUACCGUCAUAUACCUAUUGUUAUUCAGUAUACUACACUAUAUUGCUAGAAAACUAUUACUGGCAUCAGUGGCAUCCAGUGUUGAUUCAAUACUGACUUACUACGGAUACCAAUUACAUUUUGAACAUGGGUGCUAACCAGUGUCUCUCGUACUUGUGCCAAGCGUUGGUGCUUGGUGGUAUAAUGAUUAAGAGGACGUUAUAUCCGCAUUUGUCUCUGUUUUACUAAUAUAGAUCAUAUCGAAUUUUCGUUCAGCAGAACACAUUUUAUGAUUUUAGCUUUAAUAUUAAAGUAAAUUUACUUAUUAUCAAAUUUAAAGGUAAAAAUAUUAUCUAGGGCAUUUUAUAGACUUUUAUUGAUAUUUUAAUUUUUAAGUGAGUUAUGGUUAUGUAACAUUAUUACCUUUAAAUUUGAUAAUAGGUAAAUUGACUCUAAUAGCUAACAUUACAAAAUGUGAUCUGCUGAACGAAAAUUUCAUAAUCUAUAUAAGUAAGACUGAGACAACACAUGCGGGUUAACGUCUUCUUAAUGGCACAUUACGGACCUCUUAUAAAUUACUAUAGCUGAUAGCUGAAUUACCCGUCGUUGUCGGGUUUAAGUAUAAAAAUGUAUGUAAUCUGGCAAAAUUAAAUAUUGUUUAUUCUAUUUAAAUAAAAUUGAAUUAAAAUUGUUGAAAUAAUAUUUUAUACUUAUUAA